Molecule: messenger RNA, 1013 nt
Organism: Malurus melanocephalus (red-backed fairy wren)
Lineage: Eukaryota; Metazoa; Chordata; Aves; Passeriformes; Maluridae
Gene: PAXX
Product: PAXX non-homologous end joining factor
Exons: 7
Coding region: 1-666 (221 amino acids)
Biological process (GO): double-strand break repair via nonhomologous end joining
Cellular component (GO): site of double-strand break; nucleus; nonhomologous end joining complex
Molecular function (GO): molecular adaptor activity
Source: RefSeq, a predicted model, not a curated record
AUGGUGGGGCUCUCUGACCCCGCCCUGGACAGGACUCGCUGCUCCCGCCCGCCCCUUCCGCCCGCCCUUUCCGCCGCGGCCAUGGCGGAGCCCGCCGGGUCCUUUCACUUGUUGCGAGCCGGGACGAGCCGAUUCCUCUGCUACUGCGGGCCCGACGGCGCUGUCUAUGUGACCGACGCGAUGGAGGUGUGGGCCGGGGAGCUCGGCGAGUGCCCGGCGCUCAGCUGCCGGUGCCCGCCGGAGGAACACGGCGCUGUGCUCAGGGCCGCCCUGGGUCACGGGGCCGCUGCGCUGAGCCUGGGCCCGGGUUCGGCCACGCUGCGGCUGCCGGAGGAGCCGCGCUGCCCGGCCGUGACCCUCGUCCAGCUGCCCGCCGCCGAGGCGCGGAGCCAGCUGCAGGCGCUGGUCUUCGGCAUGGCCAGCUGYAUCGAGAGCCUGGAGAGGCGCCUGGAAGUAGCAGUGSAGACAUUGGCAUCUUCCUGCAGUCCUGACAAGAAAGCUGCCCAGAGCCAGCAACUAUUCCUGCCAGCAGACCCCAGCCCCAAGAAGAGUUUGGCUUCUGGCUCAGCUUUGCCAGCCAAGAGGAAGGUCCCGGGGGAGUCUCUCAUUAACCCUGGUUUCAAAAGCAAGAAAGCACCAUCUGGCGUGAAUUUCGAGGACUCCUGACAGGUGCUGUCCUAUGCCCUGMUGACAGCCCUAUAGACCCCUGUGUCUGAAGGAGGGGGUGUCCCUGUGUUCUGGGCCUGUUGAGCWUCUUGCACCCAGGGACACAACAGAGCCAGUAGCACCUGGCAGCCACCCCUCAGCUGUGGUGGUGGCAGGGCUUUUGGUGGGGACAGAUGAAGCAGGAGGGACACCAGCAUGGUGGGGUUUUCCCCUGCAGCUCUUCCCUGCUGGCAGGGACCACCUCCUGGCCUCACUGUGAACUGGUGGGGUUUGGAUGGAACUUYUAUACCAUGGAAUGGAAAGAUCACCUGUGCUUCACUUCUUCCCAGUAAAGGUGUUUUUCACCA